AUGACCAUGCCAACCAAUGCUGAGAGAAUUAGUGUGCUAGAAGCACAAGCUAAGACGGAAGCCAACAAUGUGGCCACAAAGAUGGCCCGACUGACGAGACUUGUUGAUGAAGUGGUGGGAUCACAAAAGCAUCAACAAAGUUUGAUAGGUGAAAUGUUAGAAGACUUUCACCAUAUUGUGGAAACCUUGCAAGCUCAGAUAGCUGAUUUGACUGCAAAGGUGAAUUUGGUGGUUCUUGCUAUGGUAAACUCUAACACUCCGGGAUUUAGCAAGACCAAGGCAAAAGCAAGGAGACUCAAGUUAUCCUUGGAGAAGGAUUCAGGACGCAUGAAAGCGGAAAAUAUUGUAGCCCAUUCUACUAUGGGAGUAGCCAAGCAAGUGACUAUGAAGCUUGAGCAGAAGUUCGUAGAGGAGUACUCACGGAGAACUGCUCCUAUGACAGAACUAUUGAAGAAGGGUCAGUGGUGGAACUGGCCAGAGAAGUGCCAGGGAGCCUUUGAUGACUUGAAGGAUGUCAUGAUGAGAGAUUCGGUACUGUCUCUUCCGGAUGUCAUGAAACCCUUCAAGGUACAAACAGAUGCAUCGGACUAUGCCCUUGGAGGAGUCUUGUUAUAG
Molecule: messenger RNA, 615 nt
Organism: Malania oleifera
Lineage: Eukaryota; Viridiplantae; Streptophyta; Magnoliopsida; Santalales; Ximeniaceae
Exons: 3
Coding region: 1-615 (204 amino acids)
Source: RefSeq, a predicted model, not a curated record